Molecule: messenger RNA, 1197 nt
Organism: Cannabis sativa
Lineage: Eukaryota; Viridiplantae; Streptophyta; Magnoliopsida; Rosales; Cannabaceae
Exons: 1
Coding region: 1-1197 (398 amino acids)
Source: RefSeq, a predicted model, not a curated record
AUGGCGUCAAGUAGUGAACCAGCUAUUGAUUUGAAUGAGCAAUACGCUCAAAUCAGUUUGGAAGAUGAGGAAGAGGGAGUUCUGCUUGGUGGGGAUGAUGAGGGGGAGGAUAUUGCUUUUGACGAUCGAUGGUGUUUGGUGGGGAAAUUUCUUACGGGUAGGACUUUGGAUUUUGAUGCUAUGAGGCACAUGAUGGCUUCGUUGUGGCAACCGGGGAAGGGUGUGUAUAUCAGAGAAUUGGAUACUAAUAGGUAUCUUUUUCAAUUUUACCACGAGUUGGACGUUCAAGCGGUUGUUGAUGGUAGUCCAUGGACGUUUAAUAAGUGUCCCCUUGUUUUUCAUCGCUUACGGAAGGGGGAGAAUCCGAAGGUUGUCUUGCUGCAUAAGAUGGAUUUUUGGGUGCAGAUUCAUGAUUUAAAGUCUGGUUUUAUGAUGGAAAAGGUGGUCAGGAGUGCUGGUGAAUAUGUUGGUGGCUAUAUAAAAUCUGAUCCAAAAAACUUCAAUGGAUUAUGGAGAGAUUAUCUCAGGGUAAGAGCAACAAUCGAUGUCAAUAAGCCAUUGAAACGUAGGAUGAAGCUUUGCAAAGAAAAUGGCGAAUGGAUAUGGGCGAACUUCAAAUAUGAACACCUUCCAACAUUUUGCUUUGUGUGUGGAAUCAUAGGUCACUCCGAAAGAUUUUGUCCUAAACGGUUUGACCAACCGAUUGAUCAGUUGAAAAAGCCAUAUGGGAUUGGCAUGAGGGCGCAGAUGAAGGAAAAGAAUUAUCUGAUUGGAGCACAGUGGCUACGCACAGGACAUGACGAUGGUGGAGUCGCCGUGUUGAGUGGUGUUUCUGGAAAUUCUGGGGCCGGAGCUGAUGCAUCUUCAUUGCCUAAAAUUAUGGAAAUUGAUUGUGGUAAUCAUGAUGGUGAUCAUAAUCCCAUAAUUUUAGGAAAGAAUCAAAGUGAGAUAGUCAAAGGUGGAGGGGUGGUUAAUGGGCAGAAUAAUGGGAAGGGUCAAAGCCACAUAAUAAGGGAAGAUGGAUCUGCAUUGAAUGAGGAUGAUUUGCUUCUUAUUCUUGAUAACAAAAGAAGACGUAUGGGAAAAGAGAAGGUAAUUAAUAGUGGGGACAAUGAAGUGGAUGGUCAUGUUGGGCAAGAUGAUUCAAAAAACGUUUUACAGGUGGGCCUUGGUUCUCAGGCCCACCUAGCAUUAUGA